AUGCCCAAAACACCCUCUGAAGCGAUUAUUUUGGGUGAUCGUUCUGAAAUUGAGCAAUAUUGAGUAAAGAUGCUAAGCUAAGAACAUCAUGGUUUAUAUAAUCGCGAUUGAAAACACACAUAGUAAAAUUGCAAAAAUAAAUUUUUAAAUUUUCAGUUUAGGAUAAACAUAAAUAGAACUAAGAUCGAAUUUUGGUAAAGGCAAAUUUAAAAAGCAGAAAUUUUUUUUCCAGCAUUGUAGAUUUUUUAGAAAAACUUUCGAAAAAAAUCGACACAGGUAGCUGCUCCCCCGCCCCCAGACCAAAAGUCCCCGCUCGGCCCUGUCCACUAUAGUAAAUUUUUUAAAAGUAAAGUCCAAAAGACAAAGAGAUAAAAAAGAUAAAGCACUUGUUGAAUAAGCUAACUUAUUGAUAUUGUUAAAUGCGAAGGCUGAAGCUAAGGUUAAAGCUAAGGCUAAAGCUAAGGCUAAGGCUAAUGCUAAGGCUAAGGCUAAGGCUAAGGCUAAGGCUAAGGCUAAGGCUAAGGCUAAGGCUAAGGCUAAGGCUAAGGCUAAGGCUAAGGCUAAGGCUAAGGCUAAGGCUAAGGCUAAGGCUAAGGCUAAGGCUAAGACUAAGGCUAAGGCUAAGGCUAAAGCAAUGAUGAAGGAUAAGGUUAAUAAUUAA
Molecule: messenger RNA, 661 nt
Organism: Bursaphelenchus okinawaensis
Lineage: Eukaryota; Metazoa; Nematoda; Chromadorea; Rhabditida; Aphelenchoididae
Source: the annotation of a GenBank genome assembly